AAGUUCGAUUUCCCGUUUGAACGGUUGUACCACUGAGCAGGAUGAAGAGCUCCCGCCUCUAGAGACAGAGACCCCCCACACACACCCCACCACCGACAUGCUGGAGAAGAGGGCCACGGAGUUCAGAGAGGAGGAGGAGAGAGGGAAACACGGGAAGGAACUGUUCUGCAGCCAGUAUCACUGCGGUUCUCUGCUCGGCCGAGGAGGAUUCGGUUCUGUGUUCUCAGGUCACCGGCUCUGUGAUGGACUGCAGGUUGCCAUUAAACAGAUUUCCAGUGACAGAGUUCAGCAAUGGGCCAGACUGCCCGGCGCCGGUAGCCCCGUUCCCAUGGAGAUAGCCCUGCUGGAGAGGCUUUCGGAGGUCGAAGGUCACAAAGGAGUCAUCUCCAUGCUGGACUGGUUCGAGGUGGAGGAUCAGGGCUUCCUGUUGGUGCUGGAGCGACCACCGACGUGUCAGGACCUGUUCGACUUCAUCACCGAGACGCUGCCUGAACACCUCGCGCUCAGGUUCUUCCGUCAGGUCGUGGAGGCGCUGCAGGUCGUCCACGCUCACGGGAUCGUGCACCGAGACAUUAAAGACGAAAACAUCUUGGUCGACACGAGGACACUUGACGUCAAGAUCAUCGACUUCGGAUCCAGAGCUCGGCUCAAAGAGACGCUGUACAGCGAGUUCGAAGGGACUCGGGUGUACAGUCCUCCGGAGUGGAUCCAGUCUCAGUCCUACCACGGCGUCUCUCUCACCGUCUGGUCUCUCGGCGUUUUGCUCUUCGACAUGGUGUGUGGUGACAUCCCGUUCGAGCGUGACCAGGAGAUUGUGGCGGCCACGCCCAUUUUCACCAGACGGGUCUCCAAAGAAUGCCAGUCUCUGAUUCGCUGGUGCCUCUCGUUCCGUCCCGAGGAGCGUCCGACGCUGGAGGAGAUCCUGAACCACCCCUGGAUGGAGGAGGGGGGGGGGGACCUGCAGGACGACCACAGCCCUCUGCCCAGUCCGUCCCUCUGACACACGUCCCUGAACGCCACCGAACUCUUUACGCCACAGGCUGACACGGCUCAGCCAGCAGGGCGGCGACACAAACGAAAACCUCACAAUGGACUUUAAAGGAGCAGGUCGUGUUUUUAACUGCUGGAGGAUCAAACUGUUUAUUUCUGCCUCAAAUUCAACGUCUGAAAUCCCUGAAGUUCACGUGUCUUUGAACUCAGCGGCAGAGUCACAAACGAAUCUGUUAAACGAGAAUGUACGGAGAAAGUGAAGCAGCUGCAGGAGGAAGAGAAAAGUGUUUAUUUAAGUCUGACUAUUUAUCUGAAUGCAGCAGGUUCAGAGGUCCUGUCUGAUUGGUCGAGACUGACCUCCACUUUGGUCAUUUAUUGAUCAGAUUAUUUAUUUAGUUUUUCAGUCACUUUACUGAUAGUUUUACGUCGUCUGUUGUAAACAUGAGGAAAAUGGAGGAACGCGUGACAAACAGAAAUACGGUUUUGUACAGAUCAUCAAAAUUUGAAAUCAAAUGAGAAUAUUCACCUCCUUGGAUUAAAUACAAGAGACAUGUAUUGAUUUAAAUAUGUUUCACUAUUUUGAUCAGUUCAGCAAAUGAGAAGAACACUGAUGUUUUCUCAGUAAAACCUUUGUGUCAAAGGGGAGCUGCAGCUGGUCUGUGGAUGUUUGACUCUGGAUUUUCUCCAUUUUCCUCCCGUUGCUCAGACGACUCAGACGUUUACAGAAAAGUGUCCUGACUGACAGAAACGUUUCUGCAAGUGAUUCAGAAACGAAACAACAAAGAAGAAAUGUUUUUUAGUCUGAGUUUCCACCUGCGUCCUCCGUUCUGACGAGGAUCAGGUCUCAGGUUCGUCAUGUAAGUACUUGUGUAUUGUUCAGGGGUCAAAGGUCAAAGUGGCUCGUCGUCACUUGUUUUUGUUUAUUUACAUUAAAUAACAAUCUGGAUCAAGAGAAAAAAGAUCCAACGUUUGAAUAAAAGUUUCUGUUUUCAUCA
Limanda limanda (common dab) is the source of this 1985-nucleotide messenger RNA. It is a transcript of the gene pim2, whose product is annotated as Pim-2 proto-oncogene, serine/threonine kinase. Gene Ontology annotation, molecular function: ATP binding; protein serine/threonine kinase activity. The record is from RefSeq and is a predicted model, not a curated record. The transcript has 7 exons. Gene Ontology annotation, biological process: regulation of mitotic cell cycle; negative regulation of apoptotic process; protein autophosphorylation. Gene Ontology annotation, cellular component: cytoplasm. NCBI's taxonomy places the organism in Eukaryota, Metazoa, Chordata, Actinopteri, Pleuronectiformes, Pleuronectidae. The coding region runs from base 98 to 1000 and encodes 300 amino acids.